CAGGGUACUGGGCAGGGUACCCUGUCAGAUCACUGAGUCAGAGACCUCCACCCAACCUGCAUCAGCAGGGAUUCAACCAUCUCACCACUGGCGUAAGCUCCAACACAAGACGGCUGAACUCAGGGAAGACAAGCAGACCCUCUCCAGUCAUCAGUCUUCCCCCAAUUGGCCACUACAGAGUAGAAGAUGAUCCAGUCUUUCCAAGGAACUGGGUUCCAAAGCCCAGGCUAAGCGUGGAGGACUACUGCAGGAGACCAUAAUGGCUGUCCAAAUGGACAAACUAGCAGAUCGUAAGGUUUGUGGAGAUGCCACAUGUUCACAUGUACUUUCCAUGGCCACAGCUUUGGAUGAUUUCAUUGCUCCAGAUUGCAGAUUCAUCAACAUUAAAAAGGGUCAGAUAGUUUAUGUGUAUUCAAAACUCAUACCAGCAGAUGGCACUGGAGUAUUCUGGUCUGGAAAUGUGUACAGUGAGCGAUAUGUGGAUCAGAUGUGUAGAACAGGAUAUUUCCCUGCAACCAUGGUAAAGGAGACCCAAAAGUUUGCAGAUACUACAAUUCGAAUGCGGACCACUGAUAUGGACUUCUAUUGCGAUUAGGGAACAGCAGGCUGAAUAUCUUAAAUUUUUACCUUAACUGUCUUGCCUUUGUAAUUGUACUGUGCAUAGUGUUUCUGUUAAAUCCAUGAAUCACAUGAUGCUAUAUUAUAUUGUUAUGUACUGCAUUUAGCUAGAAUACCUUAGCCCCGUUGGUGUUUAUGAGUACAGUGCAAAGUUGAAGACCUGUUCUAAAAUAUGUGCGAUUUCAUAUCAGUAAAAAAACUAAAAAAAUUCACUUUGUUCUUUACACAGAUUCAGUUUGGGUCAUUUAAUUUUGGCGUGCUGUAGAUAUUGUGUGUUACCAAACUUAAUAUGCCAUAGUUAGCCUUCACAAUGGUCCAGAUUAUGGUUUUACAAGAGAUGUGUUGUAAUCAUUAAAUGUACUUGCUUUGUACUCAUAUGAGAACAUUUACCUAUGGAA
Molecule: messenger RNA, 1016 nt
Organism: Cyprinodon tularosa
Lineage: Eukaryota; Metazoa; Chordata; Actinopteri; Cyprinodontiformes; Cyprinodontidae
Product: otoraplin-like
Exons: 5
Coding region: 260-595 (111 amino acids)
Biological process (GO): cartilage condensation
Molecular function (GO): protein binding
Source: RefSeq, a predicted model, not a curated record